Neogale vison (American mink) is the source of this 6934-nucleotide messenger RNA. RefSeq names its product SLIT-ROBO Rho GTPase activating protein 2 (gene SRGAP2). Gene Ontology annotation, molecular function: protein binding. The record is from RefSeq and is a predicted model, not a curated record. The transcript is spliced from 24 exons. Gene Ontology annotation, biological process: negative regulation of cell migration; signal transduction. Gene Ontology annotation, cellular component: cytoplasm. The coding region runs from base 675 to 3929 and encodes 1084 amino acids. Lineage: Eukaryota; Metazoa; Chordata; Mammalia; Carnivora; Mustelidae.
UUGGCCGAGGCUCCUCAGGGGACUAGGGGACCGAUCUGCGUAGAAGCGGGUGGCGGGGAAGAGGGGAGGAGAUCUCUGAGUGGGAAGCGGAGCCUGGGGCCCGGGACCCGUCGCGUCAGAGCCAGGCAAGUGAACCGGAGCAAACGACUUCCGAUCCAGUCUGCGCCGCUGCGGCUCCCGUUUGGGAUUUGAUUUGCAGCAUCUUCGAGCCUGUGCAACAAAAAAAAAACCGCGAAGCACGCCCAGCCCUCCCCGGCACCCUGUUACGCACCCACUCCCUCCCGGGGACACAGCUGGGCGCGUCCACACCCCCGCACCCCCCACACCAUGUUGUGCGGAAGGACUUCCACUCCCUGCCUCUGUCGUUGAUGUCAGACCCCAGGCCAGCCUCCGGGCGCUGCAGUUCUCCCGGCUAAUGCUGAGGCUGCGGCUCCGGCUCUAGCACAGGAACCAGCCGCAGCUGCCGCGCCCGGCCCCAGCGUCCACCGUCUGCAUGUGCCCGCCGUAGCCUUCUGCCCAGCCCGCAACCCGCGCUCCCCGGAGCGCUGGAGACCACCGCGGGGGGCCCCUUCUGCCCUUGGGAGAAGCGGUCUUGGAGGUAUUGAUCUCGGUGGUUGGAUUUUUCCCGUGGAUCUAUCAGUUCACAAUUUGAAUUUGGAAGAAAGAAGGAAAACAUGACGUCUCCGGCCAAAUUUAAAAAGGAUAAGGAGAUCAUAGCAGAGUACGAUACUCAGGUCAAAGAGAUCCGCGCCCAGCUCACGGAGCAGAUGAAAUGCCUGGAUCAGCAGUGUGAGCUCCGGGUGCAGCUUCUACAGGACCUCCAGGACUUCUUCCGGAAGAAGGCGGAGAUCGAGAUGGACUACUCCCGCAACCUGGAGAAGCUGGCCGAGCGCUUCCUGGCCAAGACGCGCAGCACCAAGGACCAGCAGUUCAAGAAGGAUCAGAAUGUUCUCUCUCCUGUCAACUGCUGGAAUCUCCUCUUAAACCAGGUGAAGCGGGAGAGCAGGGACCACACCACCCUGAGUGACAUCUACCUGAAUAAUAUCAUUCCUCGAUUUGUCCAAGUCAGCGAGGACUCAGGAAGACUCUUUAAAAAGAGUAAAGAAGUCGGCCAGCAGCUCCAAGAUGAUCUGAUGAAGGUCCUGAAUGAACUCUACUCGGUCAUGAAGACCUAUCACAUGUACAAUGCCGACAGCAUCAGUGCUCAGAGCAAGCUAAAGGAGGCAGAGAAGCAGGAGGAGAAGCAAUUUGGAAAAUCGGUAAAGCAGGAAGACCGGCAGACCCCACGCUCCCCUGACUCCUCAUCCAAUGUCCGCAUUGAAGAGAAGCACGUCCGGAGGAGCUCGGUGAAGAAGAUUGAGAAGAUGAAGGAGAAGCGCCAAGCCAAGUACACAGAGAAUAAGUUGAAGGCCAUUAAAGCUCGGAAUGAGUACUUACUGGCUCUGGAAGCAACCAAUGCAUCUGUCUUCAAAUACUACAUCCACGACCUGUCUGACCUUAUUGAUCAGUGUUGUGACUUAGGCUACCAUGCCAGCCUGAACCGGGCGCUACGCACCUUCCUCUCCGCUGAGCUGAAUCUGGAGCAGUCAAAGCACGAGGGUCUGGAUGCCAUCGAGAAUGCCGUAGAGAACCUGGAUGCCACCAGUGACAAGCAGCGCCUCAUGGAGAUGUACAACAAUGUCUUCUGCCCACCUAUGAAGUUUGAGUUCCAGCCCCACAUGGGGGACAUGGCUUCCCAGCUCUGUGCCCAGCAGCCUGUCCAGAGUGAGCUGGUUCAGAGAUGCCAGCAACUGCAGUCCCGCCUGUCCACUCUGAAGAUUGAGAACGAAGAGGUAAAGAAGACGAUGGAAGCCACUCUCCAGACCAUCCAGGACAUUGUGACUGUUGAGGAUUUUGACGUGUCUGACUGCUUCCAAUACAGCAACUCUAUGGAAUCUGUCAAGUCCACGGUCUCAGAAACCUUCAUGAGCAAGCCCAGCAUCGCUAAGAGGAGAGCCAACCAGCAAGAGACCGAGCAAUUCUAUUUCACGAAAAUGAAGGAGUACCUGGAGGGCAGGAACCUCAUCACCAAGCUACAAGCCAAGCACGACCUUCUCCAGAAAACCCUGGGAGAAAGUCAGCGGACAGAUUGCAGUCUGGCAAGGCGUAGCUCCACCGUGAGGAAGCAGGAUUCCAGCCAGGCAAUUCCUCUGGUGGUAGAAAGCUGUAUCCGGUUUAUCAGCAGACACGGACUACAGCAUGAAGGAAUUUUCCGGGUGUCAGGAUCCCAGGUGGAAGUGAAUGACAUCAAAAACGCCUUUGAGAGAGGAGAGGACCCGCUGGCUGGAGACCAGAAUGACCACGACAUGGACUCCAUUGCUGGCGUCCUGAAGCUUUACUUCCGGGGCCUAGAACAUCCUCUCUUCCCCAAGGACAUCUUCCACGACCUGAUGGCUUGUGUCACGAUGGACAACCUGCAGGAGAGAGCUCUGCACAUCCGGAAAGUUCUCCUGGUCCUGCCCAAAACCACUCUGAUUAUCAUGAGAUACCUCUUUGCCUUCCUCAAUCAUUUAUCACAGUUCAGUGAAGAGAACAUGAUGGAUCCCUACAACCUCGCCAUCUGCUUCGGGCCCUCACUGAUGUCAGUACCCGAGGGCCACGACCAGGUGUCCUGCCAAGCCCACGUGAACGAGCUGAUCAAAACCACCAUCAUCCAGCAUGAGAACAUCUUCCCAACCCCCAGGGAGCUGGAAGGCCCCGUCUACAGCAGAGGAGGAAGCACAGAGGACUACUGUGACAGCCCUCAUGGAGAGACCACCUCGGCUGAGGACUCAACCCAGGACGUGACCACAGAGCACCACACCAGCGAUGACGAGUGUGAGCCCAUCGAGGCCAUUGCCAAGUUUGACUACGUGGGCCGGACAGCCCGAGAACUGUCCUUCAAGAAGGGGGCAUCCCUGCUGCUUUACCAGCGGGCUUCUGAUGACUGGUGGGAAGGCCGGCACAAUGGCAUCGACGGACUCAUCCCCCAUCAGUACAUCGUGGUCCAAGACACCGAGGACGGUGUCGUGGAGAGGUCCAGCCCCAAGUCUGACAUUGAGGUCAUUUCUGAGCCACCUGAAGAAAAGGUGACAGCCAGAGCGGGGGCCAGCUGUCCCAGUGGGGGUCAUGUAGCCGAUAUUUAUCUUGCAAACAUCAACAACACCUUAUAUCUCCAGACCUCAAAGCUCAAGACCACCAAGCAAAGGAAGAGGCCAGAAUCUGGGAGUAUCCGGAAAACAUUUCGGAGCGACAGCCAUGGGCUGAGCGGUUCCCUGACUGACUCGGCCACCCCGGGGGUGGGGGCUAGCUGCCGCCCAUCUUCCCAGCCCAUCAUGAGCCAGAGUCUCCCCAAGGAAGGGCCAGAUAAGUGUUCUAUCAGUGGGCAUGGGAGCCUCAACUCCAUCAGCCGCCACUCGUCCCUGAAGAAUCGGCUGGACAGUCCACAGAUCCGGAAGACAGUGACAGCAGGGAGGUCAAAGAGCUUCAAUAACCAUCGGCCCGUGGACCCUGAGGUCAUUGCACAGGAUAUUGAGGCAACUAUGAACUCUGCCCUGAAUGAGCUGCGGGAGCUCGAGCGGCAGAGCAGUGUCAAGCACACUCCUGAUGUGGUUCUGGACACCUUGGAGCCCCUCAAAACUUCCCCAGUGGUGGCCCCCACAUCAGAGCCCUCCAGCCCGCUGCACACCCAGCUCCUCAAGGACCCCGAGCCCGCCUUCCAGCGCAGUGCCAGCACUGCCGGGGACAUCGCCUGCGCCUUCCGGCCUGUCAAGUCAGUCAAGAUGGCUGCCCCCGUCAAGCCGCCAGCCACACGACCCAAGCCCACGGUCUUCCCCAAAACAAACGCCACUAGCCCUGGUGUCAACUCAUCAUCUUCCCCACAGUCCACUGACAAGUCUUGUACUGUCUGAGGGAUGUAACUUAAUUGUUCUAGACAAGGGGACUGGAGGGAAUGACUGUUAUUAAAAAAAAAAUCUUCCUAUUUAACUAGCUUGGGGACUUCAGUUGAAAAUUAGAUUCUAAGUUGUUCUUGCAGGAAUUAGCCUUCCCGUCACCCAAAACCUUGAGAAUGAAGCCCUCGUUACCACCCUGCCCUGCCCUUCCCACUGCCCUCUGCUUCUCCCCGUCGUCGUAAUCCAGCCAGCCGCAGUACAUACUGUUCUUAGGGUAGCCAGAGAUAGGAUUUUCCAUUAUCAGGUCACUGUGAAAUCUGGCACGGCGAGUCACGAGGACACGGGCUCACGUCUCCGUCCCCUCAGACACAGGGGAUGCCUGACCAGAUGGUUGGCUGCUGAAAGCCAGCUCUCAGUGGCAUCUUGUUUUGGGUACUGACUAUAGAGAACCAUAUAUAGUCCAUUCUUCGUUUUACACACACACACACACACACACACACGUUUUUUUUCUCGUCUCUGGCAUGUGGAGCCUCUCCUGGUCCCAGACCAGUCUCUUUCUAACUUAUUGUGGCAGUUCACACAAGAGCCACCAGGGGUCUCUGUUUCUGUUCCAACUCUUGUUCUGUCUGGGCCAGAGGACCUAACCUUUGAAAUCUCUCCAUCAUAAAAAAUUGAGCACGAUGGAACUGGAUCCUGUAAUCUGUCUGGGGUUGGAAGCUUUCUCUCUGUCUUCUUUCUAUUGGUGUGAACUGGUCAUUGGUGUUUGCUUUUGCUCUCCUCCAUCCUCUAGGAAUACAACCCAGUCUUUUUAUAGAACUUCUGAAGUUUUUCUGAAUGUUUAGACAUUUCUCGGGUUCCUGUCUUUGUCUCUGAUGGGCCAUUUUCCAUUUAAGACACUUUCCUGUAUAAGACAGUUUUAUAGCUGGUUCCUUUUAGGGUAAAGAGUCUUAAGAGAAUUUUACUUGUGUUUAUGGCAGGUUUGGAAAAGGUGAGAAAUAGGUCCUUCUUCCUCCCACGGUUUUUGGGCAUUUAAGACAAAAUUCAUUAUCUUAUUCAAAAAUUAAAGUCAGCUUUGCUAGCCCCCCAAAUUGUUCCCGAAUGAAAAUGUAACCUAAAGUUCACCUCUCUGGUUUGGUUAUUCUGUAAGAUCUCUCUUCAGGGACCAACAGGGGCUUGGAGAGCCCUAGUUAGAUUAAAGAGAGACAUUACUCCUUAAAACCUGUGGGUUUUUGUUUUUGUUUUUGUUUUUGUUUUUGUUUUUUUUCCAAAUAAGAACAACUAAGAGAGCUUUGGCCCUGUGGGUUCUAAAGUCUUCCCGAGACCGGAAUCUAACAAAAUAAAAAAUUGGGAUACUGAAUAUUUUGGCCUUCUGUUGGCCUUUUUUCUGGUUCUCCUCCCAAAAAAGCAGAAAUGAUGCCCUUGCCUACUUUAAUCUGGUCUCUAAACCUGGUGCCCCUGGUCCCGGCUUCCCUGGCUUCACGCUGUCCUGGCAGUAGGGCUGGGGACUGCCCCACCCCCUGUUGCAUGAGUCUCAGAGAACUCCUUCAGUUAAAGCUGAAGCUCAUUCCUUUUUAUUUCCUGGCUUUAAAUCUAUGCUUUUAGCCUUAUUUUCUAUAGAUCAAGAGAGGUGGUGGGUUGCCAUUCAGAUAGGAAAAUCUGAGUUUCCUUAUGUUUAGCCUAGAAGAUCCUUUUUGGAUCUUCUGAAGUUGGCAGUUGGUGCUGUGGAAAGUGGUAGGAUUUUCCUCAUUCUGGGUGAAGGAAAGAGCAGCUUUGGGGGGCAUCGCUAAUCACUAAAGGCUAACCUGGCACACCAGGAUGACCACCCUAAGAGCUAGAAAGGAGAAAGGAAGAACUCGUCAGUGGAGUGCGUCAGCCUAUGAGAAGUGACCCGCAGGCCUCUGGUUCUUGGCUUUUGUUGCUCUGUUCACUGGCCUGUCGUCAUCUGUCACAUGGACUUGCACAGGUCUUGAGCCAACAGGGGCUUUCAGACCAAAGGAUCUGUUUCCUUAAUGAAAACGGAAGCCCUCCCCUUCACUUUACAUUCCUUUUGCUCCAACCGAUCAACACUGGGACCCACACCUGCCCUUUCCCCCUCCUCCCAGCAAACUCCUCUCUGAGAAAGUCAAAGCAAAGCUUUCUGAAUGACAACGCUUUGGGCCCCUUUGGUUGUUCCUGCCUUAUUUCUCACGCGGCCCUUGUACAUGACUUGUGUCCACCAUCCCCUUGGUCAGUGUCCCUCUGCUGAUUUGCCUCAUGAACUGGACAGUGUGUGAGCAGCCACCUACUUCCCCCAGCUCUGGGAGCCACGUUGUCUUCCCCUCUCUGGUGCUCCUGAUACCUGCGAGACCGACCUGUCGAGGGGACUAGGAACCCACAGAAGGAGAGUCCUUCUCGGCAGAGCUCCUGCGGCCAACUGGAAUUCAGGCUGCACACUGUGAUCUUUACACCGAAGAGCCAAAAGGAGCUGGCCACCCAGGACCUAGGGAGACCAGUCUUCCUCAGAUCUGCUUGCCUCAACCAGCAUGAUGCUUCAGAGAGCCCCACUCCGCCCCUUGAGGCAUGGAUCCUUCUCUUGGUGCAGACUCGGGUCAGUCUUUGGGGGAUUGGAGGCGGGGUGGGGCUACCAGCAUCCCAAUCUGGAAGAGAGGAGUUUGCAGCCAGCAGCCUGUCAGCUGGAAACACUGGUCUCAGCCAACCCUCUCAGGGCGCCCUGGUUUCUCCCCAAGGAGAUGAGGAGAGAUGACGCCAGCAACAGGAUGAACAGACCACCGGAAGGGCUGGUGUGUGUGUACCCCACGUGCAGAAGAGAAGCUUAGAUCUUCCAGGGAAUUGCAAUGUUGUGGCGUCUGACUUGUAUGUCACGUUUGUGUAAAAUGGUAUAUUCUUUAAAAUAGUGUUGAUAACUGGAAUAUUGUAUGUAUGCUUGGAGAUGCUUUGUGUGAACCUAAGACUGUCACUCAACAGAUGUUGGAUUGGGGAAAAUCCAAAGCACAACUUCGAAAUAAAAUACGUUUUUAGGUUUC